Penicillium vulpinum is the source of this 270-nucleotide messenger RNA. RefSeq lists its product as uncharacterized. The record is from RefSeq and is a predicted model, not a curated record. NCBI's taxonomy places the organism in Eukaryota, Fungi, Ascomycota, Eurotiomycetes, Eurotiales, Aspergillaceae. The coding region runs from base 1 to 270 and encodes 89 amino acids. The transcript has 2 exons.
AUGCUCCGAAAAAGUGUCAAUCAAGGCAAAACAAGACUGAGAGAGCCCCAGGCCAAGGUCAAGGGUGCAGUGUUUGCUGCUAUCCUGCCUUAUCACCCAUCUGCACUCUCUGCGUCGCUCUCUUUCCUCUUGGAGAAGAAAGAGACGUGCGAAGCCGGCAAUUGCAAGGAGGAGGAAGAUGACGAUGAUGAUAAUCGCGAUGGUGAUGUUGCGCUGAACCAUCUUGGGUGGGGACGAUCAACAGAUCGUGGUAGAGAGGUAAACAAUUAG